This is a messenger RNA of Aedes albopictus (Asian tiger mosquito), 1879 nucleotides long. RefSeq names its product kynurenine 3-monooxygenase (gene cn). The transcript is spliced from 7 exons. Gene Ontology annotation, biological process: L-tryptophan catabolic process; quinolinate biosynthetic process. NCBI's taxonomy places the organism in Eukaryota, Metazoa, Arthropoda, Insecta, Diptera, Culicidae. The record is from RefSeq and is a predicted model, not a curated record. The coding region runs from base 271 to 1701 and encodes 476 amino acids. Gene Ontology annotation, cellular component: mitochondrial outer membrane. Gene Ontology annotation, molecular function: kynurenine 3-monooxygenase activity; FAD binding.
UCGGUUAGCUCAAUGUCGCUCUUCCAGUCAGCCCCACGGUGCUGUCGGUAAUGUGAUCUUAUAACAUGGUCAAGUCCUGUCCCUGGAGCGACAGUCCGGCUUCAAACGUCAACGGGGAAACAACUCUUCUCCUUUCUCCUGAAACGCGCGAUUUGUAAUUGUGGAGUGGUGGAAAGUGUGUUGUUGUUCUACGUCGUCGAGUGUAUUCUAAUCUCUGAAGUGUGUGACAGGUGUUUUAUACCAGUUUUUCUGGAAGAAAGAAUUGAAGAGAUGACGACCCAGUACAAACAAACCAAUACCAAUGGAUUAACGGCCCGGAAUUUGAACGUGGCUGUUGUCGGGGGAGGACUGGUUGGCUCUCUAUUUGCACUCCACCUCGGCAAGAAAGGACACACCGUAGACCUGUAUGAGUACAGAGAAGACAUUCGCACGGCCGAACUGGUCAUCGGCCGGAGCAUAAAUUUGGCACUGUCAGCCCGCGGGCGCAAGGCACUGGCCGAGGUGGGCCUGGAGGACGCCCUCCUGCAGCAUGGCAUUCCGAUGCGGGGCCGCAUGUUACACGAUCUGCGGGGAAACCGUAGGAUUGUGCCGUACGAUGCCAACACCAACCAGUGCAUCUACUCGGUGGGACGUAAGCAUCUGAACGAGGUGCUUCUCGAUGCGGCUGAGAAGUACCCGAAUAUCAAUCUUCAUUUCAACAAAAAACUUCAAUCGGCCAAUCUGGAUGAAGGGGAGAUGAGUUUUGUUGAUCCGACGACGAAGGAAUCGACCCAAACCAAGGCCGAUCUGAUCGUGGGCUGCGAUGGAGCUUACAGUGCUGUUCGCAAGGAGAUCGUCAAACGUCCGGGUUAUGAUUACAGUCAGACCUACAUCGAGCAUGGUUAUCUGGAGUUGUGCAUCCCGCCGACCAAGGAUGGAGAUUUCGCGAUGCCUCACAACUUUUUGCACAUUUGGCCCCGGGGAAAGUUCAUGAUGAUCGCACUGCCCAAUCAGGAUCGCACCUGGACGGUGACGCUGUUCAUGCCGUUCACCAACUUUACCAGUAUUAAGUGCGAUAGCGAUCUGUUGGAGUUCUUCCGCACGUACUUCCCGGAUGCGAUCGACCUGAUCGGGCGAGAGCGGCUGAUAAAGGACUUUUUCAAGACCAAGCCGCAAUCGUUGGUGAUGAUCAAGUGCAAGCCGUACAACGUGGGCGGUAAGGCGGUGAUCAUUGGUGAUGCGGCACACGCCAUGGUUCCCUUCUAUGGACAGGGGAUGAAUGCCGGGUUUGAGGAUUGUAGCGUGCUGACCGAGUUGUUCAACAAACAUGGCAGCGACAUCGAUCGGAUACUGGCUGAAUUCAGUCAGACACGGUGGGAAGAUGCGCACUCGAUCUGCGAUCUGGCCAUGUACAAUUACGUGGAGAUGAGAGAUCUGGUAACCAAACGUUCAUAUCUAUUCCGGAAAAAGCUGGAUGAAUUGUUGUACUGGUUACUGCCGAACACCUGGGUCCCACUGUACAACUCAGUAUCGUUCUCUCACAUGCGCUACAGCAAAUGCAUAGCGAACCGGAAAUGGCAAGACAAGAUUCUUACUCGCGUCCUCUAUUUCUCCUCCAUCGCCACCGUUGCAGCUGCCGGCUAUCUUGGCUACAAAUACGGAAGCAUGGAUCUCGUGCAACACUACAGCUCUUCCGUACUACAGCUUCUUAGGCUAAAAUGAAACACUCAUUUCCUCUUUUAACAACAGUAUCUUUACAAUAAUCAACCCUACAAUUUCUACAGAAAAAAACAAUUGGUGGAAAUGCUAACUCUACAAACUUUCUUUGUAUUACUUUACUGCAAUAAACUAGAGAUGAUAACCAGUGAUGACUUUAAAUAAACGUGCAAGUGGAGCAUGC